AGAAGAAGAAGAGGCUGUCGAGUGGCAAGAUGAUCGGCGAUCUGUUAAUUUUCGGCACGUUGCUAAUGAACGCAGGGGCGGUUUUAAACUUUAAACUGAAAAGGAAACAGACCCAAACGCACGGAUUCGGGGAUGAUCCGGGCCGAUCAACUACAGGUGAAAACAUCCGGGAGUUUUUACUCAGUCUGCGCUACUUCCGCAUUUUUAUAGCGCUGUGGAACAUCUUCAUGAUGUUCUGUAUGAUCCUGUUAUUCGGAUCAUAACCCACUACAUUCCCAGUCUGGACAUUAACAUGAAGGACAAUCCUCAACACUUUUUCUUUUUCGGUAGUGGGACGCUCAACUCUGGCUUAGCUUUCUCAAGAGUCGUCAGAGCAGGAAAUCUGUCAGUCAUUUCCUCCAUUUUAUCAACAAAGCCGGUGUCUUAUGGGUCAGCUAAAGCUUAUUUGGAAAGUCUUAAGGACUAAUGAUGACCCUGUUGUCUUUAUUAAUGUCAAACUGACAUAUUGCCUAAAUUUGCAUGUCAGUUGAUAUGCUUGUGAUCGUCAGCAGAUACGAAGUGGGGGUUUUUUUGUGAAUAUCAGCUGCACGUGCAUUGGCUGAUAAGAGCAGUGCCCUGAAAUAAAUCAUCUGUUUUUCUCAA
This is a messenger RNA of Ictalurus punctatus (channel catfish), 642 nucleotides long. RefSeq names its product small integral membrane protein 7 (gene smim7). The record is from RefSeq and is marked provisional. NCBI's taxonomy places the organism in Eukaryota, Metazoa, Chordata, Actinopteri, Siluriformes, Ictaluridae.